AUCAAGACAGACAUCUCUUGGCCUCACAGCGAAGGCUACGUCUAUGGAGAUAUUCGCAACGCGGGUAUUAUGAUCAAGCAGGAUGGGGGCUUAGGAUUCAAGCUAAUAGAUUUCAACUGGUCGGGGAAACGAGACUAUUCGAUAUUCGAUGAAUAUAUAUCGAGGAGGAUGCCUUUGGAGACCUGA
This is a messenger RNA of Suillus paluster, 186 nucleotides long. RefSeq lists its product as uncharacterized. The record is from RefSeq and is a predicted model, not a curated record. NCBI's taxonomy places the organism in Eukaryota, Fungi, Basidiomycota, Agaricomycetes, Boletales, Suillaceae. Gene Ontology annotation, molecular function: ATP binding; protein kinase activity. The annotation marks the transcript as partial. Gene Ontology annotation, biological process: protein phosphorylation. The transcript has a single exon.